GCGACGGAAGCGCACGAUGUGUCGGAAUUUGUAGGAACGAGGAAGACAUAUAGUCCACCCGAGAAGGAGAAGCCCGCCCUGGAUUACAGCUCUUUCAUGGAAUGUUCACUGAGGAGAACUGUCGUUUUAUUUAUUUUUUACCAUCGGGAGUUUGUUAAGGUGAUAUGCGCACUGUGGGACCCUGAGGAAUAGGCCAUCAAAGUGUUCUGCGCGAAAUCCAGUGACAGUUUCCAGCUAUUCACCAUUAUUUAAGCGCGCGCUCUAAGCAAAGCGAGAAAGCGAUAAGAGGUAUAGCGCAUCUCUGAUUCUACGAUAUCAGCACAUCGUCGCUUUAGCAGCCUAUGGACCAUGGUAUCAAAUGAAGAAGCGGUGCAGGCACCMACGCUCGCCAAGCACAGGGACUUAUGACAUUAUUUACGCACACUCAAAUAUCCGACCCCUGCUCUAUGUCAUAUCUGGCAUCGGUGAGUGGGAGGUGAUUGACACAGUGCGCGGACCUCACUAAAAAACCUCUCCAACAGUCGUCGUGCCUUCCUCACUUCUUACUCACUGUGAAGCGCUGUUACAAGAGAGUGAUGUGGACUUUAUUUGGGACUAUUCAUCAGUAAAGCUGGCUGCAGAAGUAGCAGUCCUCCCUGAGCACCAGGCCUGACUGUUAAUAGCUCAGCCAGCCAGCCUGGUUCCCUCUCCUCCUUCCUGUGUCUGAUUCAGAGAGAAGCUCUGCCCAGCCUCCUCUCCCCCCCACCACCCCUCACGUUGUUGCAGGAGUUGAGUCUCUGCUGCCCAGGGAGGGCUCCAGACAUGUCCACCAAGGCGCCCAUAUACCUGAAGCGGCGGAGCAGGAAGGGUAAGAAAGAAAAGCUGCGGGACAUCCUCUCCUCGGACAUGAUCAGUCCUCCGCUUGGGGACUUCCGCCACACCAUCCACAUUGGCAGCGGCGGGGGGGAGGACGACCUAUUUGGGGACCUGUCCUUCCUGGAGGGGAAGUUCCACCUGCUCCCUGGGCAGCAGGGCGACAGCAUAUCCCAGCGCUCUUCCAUGUACGCAGAGCCCUUCCAGUUCAGCCGUACUGCCAGCAUCAGUGGACACACAGCCUCCUCAGAGAGCUCCCCCCUUCUGAAGAACGCCCUCUCUUUGCCCGUCAUUGGAGGGUUGCAGGCCAUCACCCUGCCCGUCACCUCUGCACCCCCCACUGUCCCCCACCCGCCUCAGAACGCAGCCCCCCCACCCAAACCUCCUCGACUGCACCUGGAUGACAAGAUCCUGAUGUCCCAUCACCCAGGCCUGGACUCCCCCUUGGCCCAGACUCCCAGCAGGACUUCCCAGUUCUGCCCACCCUCUCCCAGAUUUCCAUCAGACGACGAUGUGUGUAUCCAGGACCCCUAUCUGGAUGACCGGGUUCAGGAGCGUCCCUACUUGUCCAACGCAGGCUCCCUGCUCUCCCUGCACCUGGACCUGGGCCCCUCCAUCCUGGAUGACGUGCUGCAGAUCAUGGACCGCCAGCGCCUCAACGGCCUCAACGGAACCUGUCUGCAGGGAGGACGGCAAGAGCUCUACACCUGACCAUGAGAAGUCCUCCCUCGGUCCUCUGUCCAUUUACUGUCUUUCGUAGUGUAACACAGGAGGUUCUGACCUCAACCAGGCCUUGCUUGAUCACAAGGCUGGGUUUGUACAGUAGUUUGCUCAUAUUAAGUGCUUUUUUUUCUGGAACUUAACAUCAGUUUCUGUUAGUGUUUUAAUUGAUAUUGAAUAUCUUUCUACACUUUUCCAUAUUUGAAUUACUUAAUGUAGGAAGUGUUGUCUAAUGAGGUGACAUGAGCCAAAAGCUGACUGUUAAAUCUCCUCUGCCCUUCCUCCAAAGAGUGCAUGAAGAGACUGGGGAAAGAAUACACUGCUGGUCAGGAACUGAGGUCAGCAUAUAUAUAUAUAUAUAUAUGUUUGGGCUAAUAUGUCAGUGGGAAGGAUAUGGUAAAACCUGAAUGUCGGUGUUAGAUCUUUUAUUUUUACUGCACCUGAGCUGUAGACUACUGUACGUACUCCGAAGAUCACAGUUUGCUGCGCGUGUCAUACAGAUUUAUCCAGCUUAUGAAGCUAUUCUAUUCAGACUCUACUUGGUUGGGGUUAUUGUUCUCAAAGACACACACUUAUGGAAAGAUGAACUGUACGACAGGYAUGAUGUCAUCUCUGCAAGGACAGAGAGCCAGAGUGGGAGAGGAGGUCACCUCCCUGAGUCUGUCUCAGUUUUCAGCUUUUGUUCAUUUUUACUGCAAGAUUGUGAAAGUUGUAACUUUGUAUCAGGAGAGACACUGAGUGUUGGAGAGUGCAGUUCCAUAUCUGUCGUCCUUUCAGCAGAUCUACAGAGCAAAGCUCUCUGUUUUUACUGGCUCUCAGGCUCUGGUCAUUGAGAUGUUGGACACGCUUGGAGUACUGUUACGUUUUGAUUCACAACCUGAGACUGCUCAUAAAGAGAUUAUCUCACCGCUGUAGCCAUCCAAGUCCUUGUGUUGCUCCAACUUUCUCUGUACCAACACAGAAAAGUUCACAAUCAGACUAUUACCAAUGUUAUUUGGAAUUCUAGUUUCAAGAUACUUCAGUGUUUGCAGUACAAUACAGCGUAGAGUUGCUGGAACACCAAUUGCUGCAUGGGGUAUAUAUUUUUCUAUUUCAGUAUUACAUCAAUAACAAUGUAGCAAUCAACUGGAUAAUGAUAACAGGUUAAUGAUUCUUCACAAACCCAAUAAGAAAUGCUUUAUUAUUUGCACCCAGAGGUGCACUGAUUCACUUCAACAUUGUACAAAUUAUUUCAAAAGUGAAAUGAUAAUAUAAUUUAGAACAUACGUUGGUUCUUUGAUAACGGUGGACAAAUGAUGUGCAGGUCUACCUUAAGAAUGGCAGAAAACGCUGGAUACCGUUAUAAUGUACCCAACAGGGGUUCUAUACAUUACAUGUCCUACUGUAGGCUAACAUACACUACAUUUAUGCAUAACGCUAAACAAUAUCAUUAUAGUAUUAUAUUUGAUUAAUCUCAUAUUAGAUCAAAUGUUUUGUUACUUUUACACACUUACUAAAGCACUAUAAACCUA
Molecule: messenger RNA, 3083 nt
Organism: Salvelinus sp. IW2-2015
Lineage: Eukaryota; Metazoa; Chordata; Actinopteri; Salmoniformes; Salmonidae
Product: cdc42 effector protein 2-like
Biological process (GO): positive regulation of pseudopodium assembly; regulation of cell shape; positive regulation of actin filament polymerization
Cellular component (GO): cytoplasm; membrane
Molecular function (GO): small GTPase binding
Source: RefSeq, a predicted model, not a curated record